AUGAGCACGGAGAACUUCAAAACGCACCUUGUCCUUUUGCACCUGGUCGAUGGUGGCGGUCAGUUCGAUCACCUCAUGUUGAAGGCGUUGGCGUUCACGGUCGAUCCUGAAUGGAAAUUUAAAUCAGUGAUUAUGAACAGACAAAAUAAGUUAACCGAUCAAAACUGUCUGCUAAAGAAUGUUCAUUCUCGGCUGCCAGUAAAGAUAGAACAGUCUUGGCUCAACUGCUCAUAUAACUCAGCUCAAGAUAAAGCAGUGCCGUGCUCCGAAGGUACUGCACUGCUUUGGGUCAUUAAGCCAAGUCUUUAA
This is a messenger RNA of Strongylus vulgaris, 309 nucleotides long. NCBI's taxonomy places the organism in Eukaryota, Metazoa, Nematoda, Chromadorea, Rhabditida, Strongylidae. The record is from the annotation of a GenBank genome assembly.